AUGCUGGUAUCACGCGUCGAAUUCAUUCGGAGAAAGCUUCUUUACUCUUCUAAGUCCCGUCUGAGACUCAGACAGAGUGAUAUCUGCAAAUUGAAAUUUUUAGCCAGAUUUAUACAUCGUGCAUUCCUUGCCAAUAUUUUAACGCUUCGUGAAUCAGCCGGUCUCAUGAUUAGAAGAAUCGGCGACUUGUAUCGUGCCGGUUAUUUUAAUUUCUCUCAGGAUAUAACCCUAAAUCGCGGUCAGAAAGUUCUAUUUGGUGCUUGCCUUAUUUCCUUUGCUCAGGACUCCAUUUCAGAGGACGAGAUGAUAGCAACCGUUGAGGCUUUUGAUGUGGAAAAAUACAAUGAGCUUUGCUUUAGUCCGUCUGGUUUUAAAGAGGAAAAGGGGGAAUUAGCCUCCGAGCCUGAUUUUCCAACGCCUCGUGUUUAUAGCAGCUUAGAAAGUCCCCUGACAUUCUACAUUCGCGAUCUUAGACACACCUUUCGGACAAGAGAAAUCAAAUUUCUGACAGACACCAUCUUUCGUGCACGUCGAACUGAGUCGUGUCCUACAAAUACAGAGCCAUCAGUAGCUUCGUCUUUUACGCCUCCAAAUUCUCCACGUGGGGUUAUGCUCACCGAACUCUCAAAACGCCUCUCGACAGAUGGAAAAGGAUUUAUUGAUGCUGGCUGGGAGCUCAUUAUUGAUCGGCCUGAGCUUCGUAUGUGGCGAAGGCCUUCCUCCAGGUCGUCUGGAAUUUCCAGUGGAUUAUACGAGUACAGAGUAUGUGGCAGCUUUACAGACAUAUCAGCCAGGUGCUUCCUCGAAGUUCAACUGAAUCUUGAGUAUCGACGGCAGUGGGACAAUAGUGUAGUAGCUCUUGAAUCCUCCCGCUCCACUAAGCCGACAGCAGACGCAGCUGAGACCGAAGUGAUUCGAUGGGUCGCCCGUUUUCCCUUCCCAAUGGCUCGUCGCGAGUAUAUCUAUGCACGACGUUGGUGGCUAACCACUUCUGCGUCAACUCCAACUCACGAAGGCUUAAUCGCGCUCAUUAUUUCUAGAGCAUGCAAUCGCGAGUCAAAGAAUGAUGAGAAUGGAGGAACUUCUACCAAGGGUAGUGAUGAUAGUCAUAGCAGAAAUUUUGAAGCUCAAUCUGAAGGUGGAAUGGUUAGCGUUAAAGCGUAUGAAUCGAAUAUAUUCAUUCGGUCGCAUGGCAACAUUGAUGAGCCGGGACUGGAUUACUUCCUUGUCUAUUAUGAUGAUCCUCAGUUAAUUCUCUCUACGGAAGCCGCGAGUCUUGUUCCAAAGUUAUUGGAAAAGCUCCAUGAUGCAGCCCUAGCGAUUUCCAAGCAUGGGCUACCCGAAUGCAUAUCUCCAAUAGUUCCCUCAUUUCAACCUCCCUUCUCUCAAGAUGCCAAAGUCCCUCCAAAUUUGUUAUCCUCUGAUCGUCACGACGAAACCGUGAACACUUCCCUUUCUUCUGAUAAUUCAACUUCCAUCUCUUUUGGUAGAAAAGUCUACCGACGCAUUUUUGGCCCUUAG
This is a messenger RNA of Rodentolepis nana, 1521 nucleotides long. The record is from the annotation of a GenBank genome assembly. Lineage: Eukaryota; Metazoa; Platyhelminthes; Cestoda; Cyclophyllidea; Hymenolepididae.